Molecule: messenger RNA, 2192 nt
Organism: Paramecium sonneborni
Lineage: Eukaryota; Ciliophora; Oligohymenophorea; Peniculida; Parameciidae
Source: the annotation of a GenBank genome assembly
AUGAAUAUAAAAUAAAAUGAUAUUUAGAGACUGGAUAAAAUAGGAAAAUUAAAAUAAGAAACAAAAAUUGAAGAAUUAAGUUCAGAAUGUCCAAAUUAAAUUUUAUAGUAUUUGUAAAAUUAAUUUAGAUAUAUGACUUAUGUGAAAUCGUUAUCUUCAGUAUUAAGGCCAAUGUUAAGAGGGUUAUUAUUAACAAAAAUAUAUAAUUUUGCAGAUUAAAGAUUAGAUUGGCGUAAUGAAAAUAGUAAAUCUAAUAAGAUUAAAAAUAAUAAAAGAGCAAAAAGCAAGAAUGUAAUUAUAGUUAUAAUUUUGAAAUAGAAAUUUUUAAGUAGAUAAUUUAAUUCCUCAAUUGGAUCUUCUUAUAAUUAGAGUAGUGGAUUGUAAUUGAGUAUAAUUAGAAAUUAAAGAAGUAUAAUGAGUAUAAUAAUGGGAUAUUUAAUAAGUGAAAUUUAUGAAGGUUAAGGGAUUCAACAACAGCAGAAUAAAAUAACAAGAAUUUCUAAUUGGAAAGGUAUUCUUAAAAAUGAUUCAAAAAUGAUGUUUAAAGCUGAAUAGUAAUUAAUGGAAAUGGAUAAUCAAGAUCUAGAAGUAAAAUAUAGUAUAUAAAAUUUCAAAUCAGUUUAUUUUAACUUUAAAAAUCCAAUUAAAUAGUUGAAGAUCAAAUUAUAUAAAGAAGUGAUUGAUUUUCCAUUUUUUUUUUGUAAUUAUUAAUUAGAUUAUGUGAUGUCUAAUGUAUAUAGAUUGUUUAAUAAUGAAUCGAAAAAUAGUUUAUAUUAAGUGAAUAGUUAUUGUGCUUUGAUUAAAUAAAAAGAUUUAAAAAUAAAUGUUAAAUCGUAUUACAAGGUUGGCUGCAUUGUAACACAAAGUUGUUAAAUGCUUUGAUUUACAUGAAUAUCAAAGCAAAGACUUGAUGAGAAGAUUCAAUGUUAGAGUCUAAAAGGGAGAAAUAGCUUUGAAUGCUGAUGAAGCAGCCAAAGUAGCAAAGACGCUUGAUCCAAGUGGUGGAUUGAUUCUUAAAUCAUAAGUACAUGCUGGUGGAAGAGGAAAGGGUAUUAAGAAUUAUUUAUUGAAGGAACUUUAUCUAGUGGUUUGAAGGGAGGAGUUAAAAUCUGUAAAACUCCAGAAGAAGUAGCCAAUUAUACUAAAUAAAUGAUUGGUUAUAAAUUAGUAACACAUUAGACACCAAAAGAAGUAUAUAAUAAAAUUUACAAAUUUAGGGUUUAUAAGUCAAUGCAGUAUUAGUACAUGAAGGAGUAGAUAUAGUACGUCAAUUAUAUUUAGCAUUUAUUUUGGAUAGAAAUUCAUAAAAACCAGCUAUUGUUGCAUCUAUUAAUGGUGGAAUGGAAAUUGAAGAAGUAGCUAAGACAGAUCCAAAUAGUAUUAUUGUGUUACCAAUUGAUGUUAAUACAGGUUUAACUGAUUAAAUUGCCAAUAAGGUUGUUGAUACUCUUUAAUUGUAAUCUGUGAGACAAUAGGCAAUUGAAUAAUUAAAGAAUCUUUAUAAGAUGUUUAUUUCUUUGGAUGCUACUUAAGUUGAAAUAAAUCCUUGGGCAACAGAUCCAAAAAAUUAAUUAUUUUGUAUUGAUGCUAAAAUAAAUGUUGAUGAUAAUGCUAAAUUUAGAUAAAAAGAAUUAGUAGAGUUAAGAAAAACAUCAGUAGCAUCAGAAUAAGUAGAUCCUCAUGAAGAAUUAGCAUUGGCAGCAGGAUUAAAUUAUGUUGCUUUAGAUGGAAAUAUUGGUUGUAUGGUUAAUGGAGCAGGUUUAGCAAUGGCAACAAUGGAUAUAAUAAAAUUAUAUGGAGGAGAUCCUGCUAACUUUUUAGAUGUAGGAGGUGGUGCAAAUGUAGAAUAAGUAAAGACUGCAUUUGAAAUAUUGAAUUCUCAUCCAAAAGUAGAAACUAUUUUAAUUAAUAUUUUUGGUGGUAUAAUGAAAUGCAACAUUAUUGCUGAAGGUAUUAUAAAAGCAGCAUAAUUGGUUGAUUUGAAAACACCAUUAGUAGUAAGAUUAACAGGAACAAAUUCAUAAUAAGGUAAUAAAUAAAUAUUAAUUAAAAAGGAGCGAAAAUGUUAGAUGAAUUUGCAAAAUCAUAAACAAAAGUAUCAAUAACAACAGCAACUGAUUUAGAUGAUGCUGCAUAAAAGUCUGUUAAAAUUGCAUAGACAUCAAAAAAGAAUUGAUCUAUCAAUAUUAAAG